CUGACAGCUUCAUGUAUAUAUACAACUUUAAAACAAGACAUCAGCUAGUUGUCAGAAUGUCCGAGUCUGGUUUCAGGGCCUGAGGAAAUCUUAAAUAUGUUCUGUAUGAUGUCAAACUUUAUUUGCAUAUUCGAAUAAUUUUAGGGAUUGCACUGUGAUCAAAUUCAGACUGGAAUUUUUAUUACAUUCAUUCUGUUACAUUCAAAUUAUUUUUAAAUGGAAGGGCUUUUUUGUGUGUAAGUGACUUAGGAUGCCUAGUAACAGUCUGCACACUUACUGUAUAUGUAAUGAAAUUUUAACUGUGCUCUAUUUAUAUCCUCGCCACAAUUAACUUUUUUUAUAGCAGCUUCAUAUUGUAAUUGCAGCUCACAUCAAAUAUAUACUGAAAUCAUAACUGUGCUCCAUUAAUAUCCUCACCAAAAUUAACCUUUCUCUUAUUGCAGCAUAAUAUCGAAGCUCAGUCUUUUUCAGUUUAAACAUGUUACAUAACAACCAUAAAGACUAAUUGGUCUGUGAACCUGGUAGCUGAAGGAAGGUGUGUCACCAUAGGGUGUGGAUGCUCCUAUGGAGCCAAAGUUUGACCUCAACCUCCAGCAGGUGACCUUUGAUGAGGGUGAUCUUUCACCUUCCGGUGAACUAGACUCUUUCAGCAACAUUGUCCACUAUGACUCGCACUUCUCUGUAGGUGGCACCACCUCUGUUACUACGUCUGCUCACACCUACGCACAAUCAGUCACCAACAAAGAAGACAGACAGAACAACUUUGUAAGUCGCUCCCGGGCAGUUCCUCAGCCAAGUCGUUUGAAGAGCUCCCAAGUCUACUGCGAGUCUGUGUGUUCCUCACAUGCGGAGGACGACUUGCAUGCACUGAUCAACCCUGACGACGGCUACGUCACACGUAAAAGCUUUUCUAAAGUGAUUCCCACAGACAUAAGGACAUUGUUCCAGGUUUCUGCCAACACUACAUCCAUACGAAAGAAAAAAAUCACCAAAUUAAGAAAGCCAUUCAUAAUGUCUGCUCCUGCUUCUGGGGUUACCGACCCCUCCCUCCCAGAGAAGGAUGGGGCUCAGGCAUUCGAAAGUGUGGCUGAAGCCUUGCACCUCCAGUGGUCUGUCAUAGGUGACAAGAAACUGACUCCUGCUUCACCUGAAGUUGUUGCACAGAUUGUGGCUGAGGCUGAGAAAAAAAUGAAAGCACAGAAUCAAGGAAAGGAACCGGCUGCUGUUUCCGAGGUGAGCAUGUCAGCCUCAGGACCAAUAGUCACACCCUCCGUCUCACCAAGCUAUUAUGAAAAUACAUCAAACAACUGUACCUCGUAUCCACAGAGUGCCACCGCAGCAAACAUUCCAUACAAGACAUCUGUGUCACAGUAUCAAAGUCAAAACCAAGUAAUAUCUAAAACGGAGACAAAUCCAAACUCACAAGUUGUUAGUUCAACGCCAUCACCAGCUCCAAUUAAGAAAGAUGGCAGUCAGAAGGAAGAAACUUCAUCAGGGGAGAUAACUCCAACAAAACUUCAGGUAACGUCUCGUUCUCCAGAACUCAUUCAGAUACCAGCUGGUAGUAUCACAACAGUGAAGGAGAAGACGUCAUGGUUCAGUGGAUCUAGCCGUGCACCUCAGUCUGUCCCUGCCAAGGAGAAAUCUAUGCCUGAGGGCAGGGAUAGUUACUCCCUAGGGGGUGAAGACAGUGAGAGUGAGGUAGGCUCCGGGGUAGGGGACAGGGACGAAAGUGUUUCUAGUGCUACAAGUGAACUUGACAAUUUAAUUCAAAGUGACACAGACAGUUUUCUCAAAUCUCUUCCACCUGUAAAGCAAGUGGACUUAAGUAUGUUCACAUCAAAACCUCAUGUUGUACGUAGUUAUUCGCCCCCCGUGAAGGAGACCUCUUUCCGUCCCCCUCAGACUAACACUGCUGCUAGCAUGACCUCUGUAACUUCAGAGGCUGACAGAUCCAUAGCUUCACCUCAGAGUUCCAGUGGUGGACACCCAACAUCAUCAUUCAGUGAUUCAGGAAUCCCUGGGUUAGACACGGAACCCACACAAACAGAAUUUCAACCUUCAAAGCUGUUGUCAAGUACACCAAACAAACCUAGUCUGGUCAUUCCUCAGACCGGACCUUUGUUUAAACAACUGCACAAAAUGUUGCCAAGACAACCUGUUGCUGAAACUCCUGGAAUCAAAUCAGGUGGACAACAGCUUGAUGUUGUCUUAAGAGAGAAAGCAAAACUUGAAGGACAGCUGGAGAUGUUGUCUGAAGAAGCAAAUGCAACUCGCCAAGAGCGGGCAGAACUACAGGCCAAACUUGCCUCUUUGAAACUACAACUGGAGACAAAUCGCCAGACAGCCAGUGACGCCCAGUGUGAAAGUCUGAAAUUAGAGCUUGAAAAGAUACAAAGGUCAAAACAUCUUUUAGAACAGUCGUUGGGUUCAGCUCAUAAGUUUCUUGAAGAGAAAAAUUCUGAGUUUACAAUACAACAUGAGGAACUCCGAAUGUCUCAGGAGUCAAAUGACAAACUUCAAAUCAGGAUGAAAGAAAUUCGGGAUGAUGUACGCGCAAAAGAAAUGACAAUUCAAGCUCUGAAAAAUAAAAUUGCUGAACUAUAUGUUGAGGUUCAAACGGUUCUACAGGCAAAAAUGGAGUCUGAAAAUGAUGCUAGGACAUCGAAAAAUGAUCUUGUAGCUUUGAUCAACACCAAGGACUGGUACCAGCAGCAACUGAAGGCGGCACAGGUUGCCAGGACGACGUUACAACAUGAACUGACCACGCUUCAAGCACAGGUUACCUCACAAGGCAGCAUCAUUGAACGUCUCCGCACGGAAAACACCAAGCUUCGCCAACAGACAAAAGACAUACAGCAGAAAGCUCUGAAGGAUAAAGAGAUGUUGGCCAAGCAUCUGGAGAACAUUGAGUCAGAUAUGAUGCACAGAGAAGCUGCAUUCCAGGAAAUUCAGCGUGAACGAGUUCUGAUGGAGGACACGUUUGAUACGAAGUUACAAUCAGUGGAGCAGGAACGUUCUAGGGCACAUACACUGAUGCAUAUGACUUCUGAACUGGAGAACCAUCUUGACAAGGCACAGGAAGACCUAAAGAGAAAACAGUCUCAAAUUCUCACUUUGGAAAAUGAGCAAAUUGAUCUGAUGAAAAAAUUGGCUUUGUCGCAGGAAUGUGUGAUCGAAAGGGACCUUGCUGUUGAGGAACUGCAACAGAAGUUGAUAGAAGUGGAAAGUGCCUUGAAGGCUUUCCAGUCAAGUCUCAGUGAGAAGGAAUCAGAGAUCUGGAAACUAAAGGAAGAAAAAGCUGCUGUAGAGAUUUCUCUUCAGGCAGCUAAGGAGGAGAAACAAUCUGUGGAUAAUGCUCUUGCUAGUCUAAAAGGAAAUAUGGGAAAAGUCGAAAAGAAUUUCCGCCACAUGAAGCAGGAAUUAGGAAAUAGGACAAUAGAAUACAAUGAACAGAAGAAGGAAACGGCUGCACUCCAAGAAGAGCUAAUAAUUGUAAGGGAGAAUUUGGAGAAGGAAAAGAAAGGCAAUCAUGCUGUAGAUAGAGAGAAGGAAGAACACCAGCUGGUUGUGGAUGAGAUGAGAACACAGAAAGUGCAUCUCGAAGAAGAAGUGAAGUUUCUUAAUACAGAGUUAGAGGCGUUGAAGGGUACUGGAAUAGAAAAGGAGAGGAACGUUGAGCGUUUGGAGGCAGAACUUCUUAACACAAAUCAGAAACUUUCUCAGAUGGAAGAGGAUCUCGGAGAGGACAAGUCAUCUCCGGCUUUAGAGGAGCUUCAGAACGAAAACACAGAAUUGAAAAACAUGAUGAAAAAGUCAGAUAAACAGCAUCAGAAAGAUUUGACAAAGCAAAAAGCUAAAGUUGCCAAACUCAAUGUAGACCUUAAGUCACUUCAAAGUGAACUUGCCCAAAGACAAAGUGUAUUGGAGUCAAAUAUUGAACUGUUGACUGGUAAACUACGAGAGAUGACCUUAGAGAAGGAACAAAUGGAGACAGAACUGUCGAUGGCAAACAGGAAGUAUGAUCUGAGCAUGCUCCAACAACAGGACCAGCUGAAGACUGAAUUACAGUGUAUAGCAGCAGAACUGGAAAACACAAAACUCCAGAAACAAACCCUUGAGAAUGACUUAAAGGAACUUCAGCGGGUGAAGCAGUUGGAAGUUCAAGAGUACAGUCAGCAGUUGGCUGCUCUUGAGAAAGAAAUUGCUCGUGUUCAGGAGUUACAGGUAGAUUCAGAGGGCCUUCAGCGGGAUAACCAGAACCUGUCCCUGGAUCUGGAGAAGGAAAAGGGACGAGUGGCAGGUUUGAUGCAGACCAAUACUGCUUUAAAGGAUCACAUCUCGCAGCUUGAGGAUGCUUUGGCUGGGCGUGAAUCUGCACUUGUUGACCUCCAAAAUCUGACCCGCGGGGAGGUGCAGGAUCGUGAGAAGGAGGAAGCGGAACAUAACCGUGUGGUCCAGGAUUUAGAAAAUAAAUUAAAACAGGAGAAAGAUUCACAGAGAGAACUUAGAAAGCAGAUUGGCACCAAGAUUUCUGAAAAUAAGAAAUUAAAGCGCCACCUUGAUUCAGUGAAGACAGACAGAGAUAGUGUCCAGCAGGAUCUUGACCACCGGUCAAACGAAUUGGCGAAUUUACGUAGUGAGCUGGACAACAGCAAGCAACUACAGGCUGUACAGAGCAGUCAGAUCAGUACAUUGGAUGCAGAGAACAAGUCACUUGCCCACCAACUGGACAGGGUUAAGCAGGAACUGACCGACAAUCUCGCACGGGAACCAAUCAUACAAGAACAGAUGACCAGUCUACAAUGGCAGUUAGAACAAAAGUCACGCGAAGUGGAGGCUCUCACAGGUCAAAGGUCAUUAGCGGAACAAAGGCAGGGUAUCGAGAUCGAAGACCUUCAGAAAACUGUUCAGAAUCAGCAAACAGAGCUGGAGAAUUUGAGACAGGAGCUAGUUGUAGCCAGGAAGGAGAAAUCUGUAUCUCAGUCUGAGAUGUCACAGUUACGAGCCACUCUGAAGGCCUCGGUACAACAUCACAAGUUAACACGGAAGCUGAAUGAGGGAACAAGCCAGGAAGAGGGAGGUGGUAUGCGUGACACUGGAACACAGGUAGAAAGUCACGACCUGCCCAUGAUUCCACCUCUGCCGUUCGACCUGGAAAAUGUGGAGAAGUUAUUACAGGAUUCCACAGUCAAGGCACUGGAGAGCAAACCAUUGGACAAUCUCCAGACAUGUCUGAGUUCUUUGAGAUCAGAGAUCACAGGGCUUCAGAAGCAGAUGGAUGAACAUAUUAGCACCGUAGAAACUUCUACGCAGUCCUGGAGUUCAGUGGAGGACCAGGUGAAUGAGUUACGGAGAAUGGUGAAAAAAACCAUCAACAGUACAACUGUGAUGACCAAUGGUCAAGGGAUGGACUCUCUGGCUGGGGCAAGUGUGGCUGGAGUGAUUGACAUCUAACCACAUAGUUGUUAUGGAAACAAUGAGCAACAGAUUUUCUACCUAAUACUGCCACAGAUUUUGUUUGUUUACCAUGGAAACUUGAUAAUCUGAACAAUAAUGUAAAGGAAAUUUACAGCUUUCCUACUAAAGGAAGAUUUUCAAAUGAUGGUGAAAAUUCUUGAUCUUUGUGAUAGAACACAUCAUGAAAAAUCAGGAUGGAAUCAAUAUCCUUUCUCUUGUUUUCAUUUAAACAGUGUGGAUAAUUCUUUCUUCUAGUACAUAUUUUUAUCAAAUGUUGUGACACUGCUGCUCCAAUUGCAAAACAUUAUGAUUUGUUUUAUUUUUAUAAUUUCUGUCAAAUCUGUUAUUUUUGAAUGUAAAGACACUCCAGGUAAAUAUAAAACUAACCAUUAGGUUAUAGAUUUACCAGGUAAGUGAAUAUUCUGGAGUUAUCAACUCUUAAUGUUUUUCUCAUUAUUCCAAGGCAAUGUUUCUGUGUUUUAUCUUUGAUGUUUUCCAUUUAGAAUGCAUCAUUCUAUAUUAUGCAGUACAUUACAUACAUGUACAUAUUAUUUGCCUCUCAUUGACAACCAUUUUAUAAACAAGAUCAUCACCUCUGUGUUUCAAUGAGAGAAAAAUUGUAUUUAUGUGUAUAUUGACCAUUUAUUCAAUCAUAACUGUUUGUGAUUUUCAUCUAAACAAUUACUGCCUUAUAGGGAAAUAUUUCAACCAUAUCACCUUGUCUUUUUAUAUGAGAUUUUCUUUCCUUUGAUCUGGUCUAAUUCAUUGUUAUCUGGAGGGAAGAGAAGGUUAUAUAUUACUGAACCACCUUAAGUAUUGUAUGUCUGGGUAUAAUGUAUUGGUGAUGCUUAUUUUUUUAACUGUUUUAUUGUAUUGUUGCUAAUGAACGAUUGUUUUGUUUGUGUUGGGGACAUUUUAACCAAGAUUUCCAGUUUUUUUUACUGUGCCAAUCAGAUAUUGUCAUUAAUGGCCAAAAUAUGUUAGGUAUACAAUGUAGUGACUGUUGUACUUCAAACCUACACUGCCUUCGAACUAGGUUUGUUUGUUGUGUUAUGAAAUUAACAUUAUGUUUAUUUAUUUCUGUUUAUAUGGUGUCCUACGUGUACAUAAUUAUAUGUUUUCAAGUCAUAUCAGUAUAACUGAAUUUUAAUACCAACUUCUCAAAAUUUAAACAGGGAUUGCUUUUUUUUAAGUUUAGAAAGAAGUCAGAUUUAUACAUAAUUAUUUAAUUUCUUGUAGUUUUUUCUUAACACAAAGUCCUGUUUCAUAGAAGAAAAAAUAUAAUAUUGAUAAUAAAUAUUCAUAUUUAUUUUUUCGUUGUGAUGUUCCUUAAAGCAAGUGUAUUUAUAACCAAGUCACCACUAGUUUGUCUGAUAUUUCCAGCCUAUUUUUCCAUUAACAGAUGGUACUUCUUAGAUUUAAAGUAAAAUAAAUGAUGUCAAGUUAAGAUGCUAAACAUUUGUUAAUAGCAGAAAGACAUAGAUUUGUUGAUAGCAGAGAGACAGAGAUUUGUUGAUAGUAGGCAGAAAAAUGAAUUUUUCCAUCAUUGCAAUUUCAUUAUUAUAAGAUUCAUAAGAUAUCUCCCGAAUUUCCGAUUUUAGCCAGAGAGAGAUAUAUGUGUACAGAAAGAGUAGAUAAAAUACAAAGUGGAUCGCCAUACAGUUAAAGAUUAUCAUCAUAGAUACUAAAAUGAUACAUAAAGUCUUAGAAGCUACAAUGAAUCAAACAUUGUGUGCACUUAAUACUUUUUAAUCAAAUUAAUAUACAGAUACAUGAAUGUUUUAGGAUGUGAAUCCAAGACUUAUAGAAACUUACUUUUUCUUUCUACCCGAGUAUCAUUUUAAGACACUCAGAAUUAUUGGGCUUGGGCUUGUUUGUGCCUAGAAUUGUUUGUUUGUGCUUAAAUUGUUUGUUUGCUCUUAGUUUUUUUUAUAUUGAGAAAUGCUUGUGCUGUGCCUGUUGUGAUGUCUAUCCAAUGUUUUUCAUUGAAAUUUUGCAAUAAUUUGUUGAUUCCGUUUCUGGAAUAGUUCAGUUUUGUGUAUGAUGGCUCAGUCAUACCUGAUAUAUUUAUUUUGAUCUGUCUGUCAAACUGCGGUGAACAGACUUAAAGUUGAUCUGAACUUUAUGAUUAUAUGGUGCAGUUUACUACACCCCAAGUGUUGACUGUUGGAUUGUUUUGAAAAUAUUUUGUUUUCUUACCAAAAAAUGAUAAACUGCAACAUUUAUGAUUAUUAUUAUUAAUGAUAAAAUCUCAAUUGAUAUGAAUGUUUGUGUAUAAAAUACCUUGUUGUUAAAUUGAGAAUAUAUACAUUGUAUACAUCUUUUCAUAAGAGUUCAAAAUGAUGCAAUUGAUAUUUUAAUUGUAAGAGUAUAAAAGUAAUGAUAAUGAUUUUGAAAGGUAAACAAAAAAUGAUGACAGAUCUGAAAUACACAAGAAAUGAUGACAUGUUUGAAAGGUACACCAGAAAUGAAGACACUCUUGCAAAGUACACAAGAUUUCAAUUUCUUAUUUCAAAUGGUGACAUAUUUAUUGCCUUAUUUUGAAAUUUCAACAGAAACAGUUUCACAAAUAGUUUCACAUUUGAAAGGUCUACAGAAGAAUUGAUGAUUCAAAGGUUCACGAGAAUGAACAGGUGUAUUUAAUGUACAAUGUACAUUAUAUAAAUUGUCGGUGUAAUAUCAUAUUUUAUCCACAAGAAGUGUAGAUUGACAAAGUGGUCUAAAGAACAACUAAGGAUAUCUUUUGCUAAAACUUGCCAUUUCUGAGCUAAUCUCUACAAGGCCAACAUGUUUUCUGAAAAUUUGAAAUACCGAGAUUUCUUUAUCUGCAUUGGUUCUUUCUGUGUAUGUACAUGUACUGACUUAAGAUUUUUUGUCCUAUUGAACUCCAACUAUAUACAGUGUGACCUCACCAAAAUCAUUUUCCUGGGAUUUCGGGUCAGGUCUGAAGGUCACAGAUCAAGGUUACUAUGACUACACAAUUUAAUAAAAAAAAAUCUUGCACCAAACAUCAAAUUGUUAUACAUGUAAAAGUAAAAAUAUAGGGAUUACUGUCAUACAUACAUUAGUUCUUUUCAUUGGCAAUGGUUUCUGAAAUAUCCGAGAUAUCUGUUAAGGUCUGAUUGUGAAAGCUUAAGGUCACUGCGAUUAUCAACAGAAAUUUUGUUUUCCAUGCCAGUUGCUAUAAUCACUACUGAUUGAUAUACAGAUGGCAUAGGUUCUAUUCCUAUGAUUUUAUUCUUGCAGAGUUAUUGCCCUUUGUUCACGACCUGUCGAAUGGCCAUCAAUUUCUUGUAUACCUUUUCACCCAAAGCUGCCAUAGGAAAGUAUCUCAUGCUGGAAUAUGGUUCCAUGCCCCUUCAUAGACGUUUGACACUAACUAGCUAGUCUGCACUUAAAAUAUUUCAUAUUAUAGUUAUUUCAUUUUAUUUUUUUCAGUUUAAUAACAUUCUUUCCAUGGUAUGAUUUCUUUCAUGAAUUAUAAGAACAUGAGAAAACUGUAAUGUAUUUUACUCAGUCCAUAUUUGUGUCACAUUUCUACAAGCUACCCUUGUGAUUCAUAAUGAUAUGACAUUAAGUGCAAUUUUUAUCUCAAUUAAUUUCUUCGUCAUAGUAACGCACAUUUUAAUCAUCAAAUAAACAUUUAUGAUACUUCAAAUUUUUUGUUGUUGUAGAAAUGGUGCCAUUCUGAUGUUGUGUGAUAUUUUAUGAGGUUGCCUCAUUAUUGUCAAAGUUUUAUUUUACAUUAUUUAAUUACAGCCUUGGAAUGAGUGAAUGUGUAUGAUACAGCUUGAAAAAUCUAAAAUCUAAAUGUUUAAAAGCUACAUAAAACAUCCUUUAUAUUGAUUUAAUUUAUUGGUUUCAACCCUUAAACAUGUCUUUUAUCAUUCACUUUAAAUUUGUUGAUGUUUGAGCUUAAUAUUCUGAUGUUUUUAUCCACUUUUCGAAAUCAAUCUGGCAUUAAUUAUGAAGUUAGUCAAAAGCCAGACCAAUUAAAAAAAAUGAAAGUUAUAUAAGAUUUCAAAAUGAUUUGGACUAAAGUGCUUAUAGUGUUUGAAAACAUUAAUCCUUGUCACAGGUUAUGAAAAUCAUCAUUCUACUAUUUACAGUCAUUUUAUAGAUGAUCUGAGUACAAUAAACAGGUUUUACAUUUGAAGAAAUUUGUAUCCAUGUACAGUGUUUCAGUGAACACUAUCACAUUACACUAGCUGCAAUGACGCCUACAUGUAUAUUCACAAGAUUAUUUUUGGGAUUUCAUACAAUAUUAUUCAUUUGGUAAAUUAUUAGAGUGGUACAAAUAUGUAUUUAUCAAGAGGUCAAUAUUCUACUUUCACUUUACACUGGGUUUAUACAGUCAGAGGAGUUUGUUUUCUAACUAUAAAUUUAGGUAAUAUUUACAUUGUCAUAGGGGUGCUUUUUCCUACUUUCAUUUUACAUUACAUUUAUACUGUUAUGUACUACGAUUUGCAUUUUGUCAAUCAUUGGUUUAUUUUCAUUGUAAGUGUAUAGGGCUGAUUUCAUUGAAGGGUUUCUGUCAUAUCUACUUAUGUAUGUCCGUCACAUAUUUAUUCCAGUUUGUACCAUUUUUUCAGUCAUAAUAAACCAGAUCUAUUGCAAUUUCAUUAAAAAUGUGGGUUGAAAUAAUAAAAAAAAUCUAUGAAAAUA
Pecten maximus is the source of this 10125-nucleotide messenger RNA. Its product is annotated as golgin subfamily A member 3-like. The transcript is spliced from 14 exons. NCBI's taxonomy places the organism in Eukaryota, Metazoa, Mollusca, Bivalvia, Pectinida, Pectinidae. The record is from RefSeq and is a predicted model, not a curated record. Bases 565 to 5457 code for a protein of 1630 amino acids.